This is a messenger RNA of Podarcis raffonei (Aeolian wall lizard), 1934 nucleotides long. RefSeq names its product RIB43A domain with coiled-coils 2 (gene RIBC2). NCBI's taxonomy places the organism in Eukaryota, Metazoa, Chordata, Lepidosauria, Squamata, Lacertidae. The record is from RefSeq and is a predicted model, not a curated record. Bases 120 to 1262 code for a protein of 380 amino acids. The transcript has 9 exons.
GAGAACCUGGCUGGGGGGCGCGGCCUGUUUCCCUUGGCAACCGCGCGUUGUUGACAUCCUCCUUAGCAUCCCCGGGAGGAGAGAAGGCGAGGUUUUUAGGCGCGCCUCCUUCCUCCCCCAUGGCGCAAAAGCUGGACUACCGCCAAGACCUGGCUGAGGACGCUGCCCUCCAGCGGAGGCGCUACCGGGAGCUGCAGAGGCAAAGCCGGGUGUUCGACGCCAGGGUCAGGACCAUCGGGGUUGACACGGAAGCUUUGGAUGCUCAAAUCAGAGACAGAAAGAUCCAAGAAGCAACUCAGAGGGCAUAUGAUGACACCAUUGCUGCUGAAAUGAAACAAAAUGACAAAAUCCUCUGCAUCUUAGAUGAACGACAGAAAAGAGACUCUCAAAUUCUAAACAAAGCUGUCAAUGAAUUUCGCCAAACUUAUCAGCAACCAGAAACACGGCGUGAAUUUGAUUUGUCUGACCCACAAGCCCUAAAGAAAGAUACUCCAGCUCGUCUCGCAGACAGUGACCCUCGAUGUACCAUAUCUGGCUUGCAGAAGUUUAUGGGAGAAGAUUUGAACAGUGAGAAAAGGUGGAAAUUCCAGAAGGAGCAAACAAGGGAAUGGCUUUUGCAACAACAAAAAGAUUGGGAGAACGCACUGGCAGAUAAAAAAUAUGCUGAUGAUCUCCAUGACCAACACAGAAUGGAACUUGAUCAAAAGGCUGUGAACCUUCAAAGAAUAAAUGACGAAACAAGACGAGCCAUUUGCAUCACUACUACAGAAUUUAAUAAAGCUCUGGCUGCUGACAUUGCAUCAAGAAGACGACUUGAAAAGCAGCAAGAAGACGAAGAUAACAUAGCUGAGAUUUCAAAUCUGCUUAGAGGAGACCUGCUCUCUGAAAACCCACAGCAAGCGGCCAGUUCCUUUGGUAACGGGCGAGUGAUUCCUAACCGAUGGAAAGGAAUGAACCAAGAUCAGCUGAAAGAAAUACGUGACGUUCAGCUGCAACAAGUUCUGGAGAAGCUGAGGUUGGAAGAAGAAGAACGUCAAAGAAAUGCGGAGUGGGACAGAAAGCGCAUUCAGGAAGCUAGGGCAGAAGUGCUUUUCGAACGGCAUCAGCAGCGUCAGAAUCGAGAGCUUCGGAGAACAUUAGAUAAUCUUAAUGCACAGCUCUCCCAGGAACAGAAGACAAGGCAAGCAUAUAUUGAUGAAGAGGUGUAUUCAAAUUUUCCUUCUGGCCAGUAUUACACACAAUUUAACACCACUAGCCGGUGAUGUUUGGAUCAAUAUCAUCGAGUUGGAUAUAUCCAAAAGGAGUGGAUAAGCAAUAUUAUAUGUUAUGGAGGAAAACUUGAACAAAGGCAUUCCCAUCUCAUUUGUGACAUCCAAGUCUGUGCAUAUUCAUUGAAUGACCAGAAAACUCCACUAGUAGGACACACAUAGUUGGUGCAACAGAUUUUCCCUCUCCCUACUGCCCACAUCCCCAAUAACCCAAAAAUCUGCUUUAGAGAUUUGGUGAUCUUCUGGAGCAGAUGUGGACAGAGGGGUCCAUCAGGGUUGGAAAGGAAGAGGAAGAAGAAGAUAAGGAAGAAGAAGAAGUCAGCUCACUUGACAUUGGAUGUUAUCCAGAAUAUUCAUCUCAACUAGGAAAAGUUUGUCCAAAAUUUGUCUUCAUGGUCUCUUUUCAGACUUUCACAUGGAAUUUUCUCCCAGGAGAAAACAUCCAUAAGCUUUCUAGAAAGUUAUCGAACUCUGUCAUGCUCAGAGUAGAUCCGCUGAUAUCAAUGGAUCUACUCUGAGUUUGACUUAGAUACUAUUUUAUAUAUGUCUUGGGGAAGUACUGGGCCCCCUUGCUUAGUUGGGUUGAAGGUCUUUUUGUGUCUUCUUGAGCCAUUUUUACUUUUGAGUUAUUUUGUAGAAUUUAAAAAUAAAUGAAUGAAUUCUGAG